This is a messenger RNA of Branchiostoma belcheri (Belcher's lancelet), 3408 nucleotides long. RefSeq names its product guanylate-binding protein 1-like. The transcript is spliced from 11 exons. The record is from RefSeq and is a predicted model, not a curated record. Gene Ontology annotation, molecular function: protein binding; GTPase activity; GTP binding. The coding region runs from base 177 to 2216 and encodes 679 amino acids. Gene Ontology annotation, biological process: regulation of apoptotic process. Lineage: Eukaryota; Metazoa; Chordata; Leptocardii; Amphioxiformes; Branchiostomatidae.
GUGUCAAUAACAUUGAACCGGCAGCAUAUAAAAGGACGAACAAACUGCGCUCCGGUUAGACGAGACAGAACCAGUAGUGACCGGACCGUACUGUCUGGCGAGCGGCAACAAGAGAGGCUAGCGGCAGACUCAGCUAUCAGACUGAUCCACAGUUUUGGGGUACACGACAAGGUACAAUGGCCAUCGCCAUGGAGGUUGAGGAAGGUUACCCACAACCAACGAAGGUUGAACUUUCCCUACGUAACAAGCUGUACAUCAAGAUCAGUGAACAUUUGUCGGAAGAUGAAGUGAAAAGCUUGCGACAAUCGAUGAUAACUGACAACCAUAUUGCCAGGGGAAGAGUUGAGAACGCAAAGCCCCAUGAAAUGUUCAACAUGUUGGAAGCUGAUGGCAAAAUUGGUAGGGAAAAUCUUGGUUUACUGAAGGAAUUACUGAAAGCCCUUGGAAAAGGAACGCUAGCAAUGGAAGCUGAGGAUGUGGAAGAGGAAGAGGGACGGGUCAUGGAUGGUCCGAUCAAGCUAACAUCAACUCGGGAGGUGAACAACCGGAGACAGAUCUACAUCUCACCUGCAGCGGAGAAAAUCCUCUCCAGCCUCCCGCCUCGCUCCGUCGAUGUUGUGUCGGUUGUAGGGCCGAUGAGGAAAGGGAAGUCCCAUAUGGCAAAUCUCCUAUGCAAAAAGAAGUCUGGAUUCCCUCUUGGAGACGACAUGGAAUCGAAAACAAAGGAUUUCUGGUUCUGGAUCCGUCCCCAUCCGGUUCAGACUGGUCGCUAUCUCAUGGUUGUUGACACUGAAGGUCUGGGUGACUACUGUGAUGAGGAACAGAGAGAUAAAGACACCAAGUAUCUGGUUUUGGCCACCCUCAUCUCCAACCACCUGGUUUUCAACCUCCAGGGGAACCCAGACAGUGGCUUUGUGACUAAUCUGAGACUCAUGGGAGACCUCGCAGAACGUAUCCGUGUUCAAAGAGAUGGUGGCGACGAGGGACAAAAUCUUGGUCAGCACUUCCCCGAGCUGUGGGUGGCCGUGCAAGACACUCACCUGAAAACACCUCAAAAAUACGGAAGACGCCUAACCCCUGACGAGUUCCUGGAACUCUUGUUGGAGCACAAAGAUGGCCACACAACUGCGAUCAACUCCCACAACAACAUGACGUCUGCAGUGAAGGCCUUCUUCCCAAAGCGGCAUCUCCGACUGAUCCCUGCACCGUCCAUAAACUCGGACGUCUUGAGCAACCUUGGCAGCGUAGCGGACAGCGCUCUACAGACGGAGUACAAAGAUGCUACUGGAAACUUCACCCGUGAGAUCUGGAACUCCGGCCAGGUCAAGAGGGUCAACGGAGAGGACGUAAAAACCACAGGUCUUCUUCACAUCAUGCGGUACUAUAUCGACGCCAUCAACGACCCGAACGCCAUGCCGUCUGUUCUUGGUGCAUACGAGGCUAUGGCGGAAGGAGAGUGCCGCCGGGCUUCAGAGGAACAGAUGAAGACGUUCCAGAAAACUGUUGAGGAAACAGUGAAACCGCUCAUGCCGACUGACGAGGCAACCUGCAACAGGAGAAUCCAGGCUGCUGUGGACAACGCCGUCGCCAGGAUGUCUGCAGACGUGGGGAAGUGGGACAAAGAUGGGACAUGGAAGAGGCGUCUCCAGGCGAAGCUCAAUAAGGAACGCCUUGACUUGCUCAAUCUUAACAGCGCUAAGUCUAAGGAUCUCUGCGAGACGAUCCUGAAAAAAGUCGACCUUCCCGUUCGACUGAAAGUGGGAAGGGGAGUGUACAAUGGAAUCGGUGGAUUCAAUACAUACGCAAAGGACAUGGAGGACGUGUACAGAGCCUACAGGCAAAAAGCUUCUGGAAAAGGCCCAGCAGUUGAGAAAGUGUUGGAGACCUUCCGUGCCACGGAGACGACAAGGAGGAACGCGAUCAUGGACACAGACAAGAAGCUGGUGGAGGAAGACCGCCGAGUUAAGGAAGAACAGAGAAAGAAACAAGAGGCCAAGGCAGCAGCAGAAAGGGCCGCUGAAAAGGAGAGGCUGGCAAGGGCUGAAGCGGCGAAGGCUGAGGCCGAGAGAGCUGCUGAAGAAGCCAAGAGACGAGUGGCAGAGGUGGAAGCGAAGAGACAAGAAGCUUUGGCUGAAGCUGCCAGGCAGGCACAGAGGGCGGCGGAGGAAAGGGCACGGAGAAAGGAAAGAAAGUAUUUUCUGGGAAUCCCAUAUUGAUAAAACACAUUCUUCGUGUCUAUUGAACAUGUUAUCUUGAGAAAGUAGCUAAAGGAAACAGUACUAGUGACCCGUGUUUAAUAGUAUGGCCACUGCGUGUUUUUCGGUGGUUUGAAAAACUAUACAGCAACAAAGGUCGACACGAGUAGCUUAUUACUCAACAUAGUUCUAAUAAAGUUAAUGUUGAAUAUAUAAUGAAACUGAGAGGGGUUAGGCGAAUUGUUCUCGUCAAAUAGAAAGCUUGUGUGUUACGUCGAAGGACGGUUAUACCGGCUAUACCGAUACGAUCAAGACUUGGCAUCAUGUAUGUAUUUACGUUUGCAUAAAAUACGUUAACAGAGCCUCGAUAAUACGUCGAACAUUGUGUGAUUAUGAAAUGCAACAAGACACACGUGCACUGAUUUGUGAAAGCUGAAUGAUUCUGGUGAAAACAUGCCCAUUUACCUGUUUGUAUACUUUGUUGGACUUGCACUUACACCUCUAUCGCUGCUUGAUCUAGCCACAGAUAUUUCAUGUAACCGUUUGGGCACAAAUAAUUAGCAAAUGAAAAUUUUGCUAAUAGAAAGGAUUGUAAAUGUAAGGCAUUUACACAUGGUCAUCACCAUGCAUAAGAUUUACGAAAGCACUAAACAUGUCAUGGAGGUAUGAGAUCGCCGAACUCUAGUUUAUUUCAGACCAUUAUUGAUCUUAACAUUCUUGUCGGGCUGGUAAUUGUUUACACAUAUCCAGGUAUAGCAGAAAUGUAAUAUGUAAUGGUUCACCAAAACCGGCAUGAUACGUAUUCUCCUAUUUGCUAUUACUAACUUCAAGUUUGAGCGAUUCAAUCGUUAUGAGAAGAAAACGAAAAUCUAGGAUGUAACAUUACAAGUAGGAUGGGACCCAAGGUGACUGCUUUCAGUCAAUACACAACUCCAAUGCUGAAAUUUGGCUAGGUUUCACAUCUUGACUAGUUUUAUCGUAUAAACAAAAAAAAUUUCAAGGUUUAGUUUUUUCAUUUCACGCACACAAUGCGUCACACCUUUACAACAGUUCGAGGUGUUCUCUGGAAAGGCGGAAGUCCCGAAUACGUCAUCAUGAAUUGUCACAGGAAAGUCCCGACAGUCUCGAUGACGUAAUAGGAAAACUCUGCUGUAAGACUCAUCGUGGUGUGAUGUUAAACUAUGUAAUAUCUGGUACCUGUUUAAAGUUUAAA